This is a messenger RNA of Yarrowia lipolytica CLIB122, 1149 nucleotides long. RefSeq lists its product as uncharacterized. Lineage: Eukaryota; Fungi; Ascomycota; Dipodascomycetes; Dipodascales. The record is from RefSeq and is a predicted model, not a curated record.
AUGAGAUUUAUUGGAACAUUCGCACUUGCUGCACUGGUUGCUGCCAGCCCUGUCGCCUUCCCUGUAGCGGAAGAGAACAUGGCAAACGUCAACGAGCGAUUCAUUUUCAAGGACAAGGACAAGGAUAGAGAUGCUUGCUCCACCACUACUGUUGUCAAGACCGUCUUGAACACCAAGACUGUUACUAAAACAGAUAUCAAGUAUGUUUUUGGCAAAGAGACUUCCACAGUCACUGCCACCGUUACCAAGCCUGCCCCUCCUGCCCUGACUACCACCGUGACCGAGGUCACCAAGAUCCAUCUUGAUCCGUCUACCGUUACUAACACUGUCACUCCCCUGGCGUCCACUACCACGGUGACCAAGAAUAUUCCUGAGUACAAGUACUCCACUACCACUCUGACCGCAUGGAAGGGCACUACCACGUCCUACUCCACCAUCGUGAAGGAUGCAGCUCCCUCCACUACGACUGUGACUGAGAUUACGAAGAUCCAUGUGGAUCCUUCCACCACCGCUACUGUCACAGCAUUCAAGGGCACCACCACCUUCACGGCUUUUGAGGGCACCACUACCCAUACCGUGGAGGGUAAGCCAGUAACCACCACCGCUACUGUCACAGCCUUCAAGGGAACCACCACAGUCACCAAGGACAAGGACGUUAGCCCUUCCACCACCACCGUCACGGCCUUCAAGGGAACCACCACCGUGACAGCCUUCAAGGGAACCACCACCACUACUUUCACCUCUAUCAAGGAUGCUGGCCACCCUUUGACCACCACUGUGACUAAGACAAUCAAGACCCACGGCGAUCCCUCCAUCAGUACUUACACUACCACCUACACCAAGCCUGCGGCUCCGGCGUCAGUCACCACCACCACACACUUUGCUCCAGCCUCCACUACCACCGUGACAGAGAUCUCAAAGAUCCAUAAGGGUGCCUCUACCACUACCUACACCACCACGUACACCCAGUCCGCAGUGGCUCUUCCUGCCCUGACCACCACCUUCACUGAGUCUGCCUCGACCGUGACAGCUUACGUGCCCAAGUACAGCACUGUGUUCAAGUGCACAGACAAGGACGGCAAGGACGACCAUGACAGAAAGGACGGCAAGGGCAAGGGCAAAGGCGGCAAGAACGACAACAAACAGUAA